UCCGCGGGAGGCUCUGGGCGCGGGCGGUGGACACGCCUCGCGGCUUCCCCCCGGCAGCAACGGCGGCGGCUCGGAGCGGGCUCCAGGGCUCGAGCGCAGCGGCCAGCGGGCGCCGGGCGGCGAGGAUUACCUGGGGAAGUGGGUUUCUCCUGGCCGGAGCCGCGGAGAGGGGCUCCCGAGGCGCAGGUCCGGCGGCGGCGGAGCGCGAGAGCACGGGCUCGGGCGGCCGGGUCGUUGGCCGCGGGGAGCGCGGGUGCAGGGCGAGCAGGCCGUGUCGCGCUCACCAUGGUCAGCUGCUGGGACACCGGGGUCCUGCUGUGCGCGCUGCUCGGCGUUCUGCUUCUCACAGGAUCUAGUUCAGGUUCAGAAUUAGAAGGUCCUGAACUGAAUUUAAAAGGCACCCAGCACAUCAUGCAAGCAGGCCAGACACUGUUUCUUAAAUGCAGGGGGGAAGCAGCCCAUUCAUGGUCUUUGCCUGAAACGGUGACUAAGGAAAGCAAAAGGCUGAAUAUAACUAAAUCUGCCUGUGGAAGGAAUGGCAAACAAUUCUGCAGUACUUUGACCUUGAACAUGGCUCAGGCAAACCACACCGGCCUCUACAGCUGCAAAUAUCUACCUAUACCUACUUCAAAGAAGGAAGCAGAAUCCACAAUCUAUAUAUUUAUUAAUGAUACUGGUAAACCUUUUGUAGAGAUGUACACUGAAAUACCAGAAAUUAUACAUAUGACUGAAGGAAGGGAGGUCAUCAUUCCCUGCCGGGUUACAUCACCUAACAUCACUGUUACUUUAAAAAAGUUUCCACUUGGUACUCUGAUCCCUGAUGGAAAAAGAAUAACCUGGGACAGUAGGAAGGGCUUCAUAAUAUCAAAAGCAACAUACAAAGAAAUAGGGCUUCUGACUUGUGAAGCAACAGUCAAUGGACAUUUGUAUAAGACACACUAUCUCACAUAUCAACAAAGCUAUAAAAUUAUAGAUGUAAUAAGCACACCAAGCCCAGUCAAAUUACUUAGAAAUCAUCCUCUCAUCCUCAACUGUACUGCUACCACUCCCUUGAACACGAGAGUUCAAAUGACCUGGAGUUACCCUGGUGAAGCAAAGAAGAGAGCUUCUAUAAGGCGACGAAUUGACCAAAGCAAUUCCCAAAUCAAUGUAUUCCACAGUGUUCUUACUAUUGACAAAGUGCAGAACAAAGAUAAAGGACUAUAUACUUGUCAUGUGAAGAGUGGACCAUCGCUCAGAUCUGUUAACACCUCAGUGCAUAUAUAUGAAAAAGCAUUCAUCACUGUGAAACAUCGAAAACGGCAGGUGCUUGAAACUGUAGCGGGCAAGCGGUCUUAUCGGCUGUCUAUGAAAGUGAAGGCAUUUCCCUCACCAGAAGUUGUAUGGUUAAAAGAUGGGUUACCUGUGACUGAGAAAUCUGCUCGCUAUUUGGCUCAUGGCAAUUCAUUAAUCAUCAAAGAUGUAACUGCAGAGGACGCAGGGGAUUAUACAAUCUUGGUGGCCAUAAAGCAGUUAAAUGUGUUUAAAAACCUCACUGCCACUCUAAUUGUAAAUGUGAAACCCCAGAUUUAUGAAAAGGCCGUGUCAUCAUUUCCAGACCCAACUCUCUACCAACUGGGCAGCAGACAAAUCCUGACUUGUACUGUUUAUGGUAUCCCUCAACCUACAGUCAAGUGGUUGUGGCACCCAUGUAACCAUAAUCAUUCCAACGCAAGGUAUGACUUUUGUUCCAAUAACGAAGAGCCUUUUAUCCUGGAUCCUGACAGCAACAUAGGAAACAGAAUUGAGAGCAUCACUCAGCGCAUGGCAAUAAUAGAAGGAAAGAAUAAGACGGCUAGCACCUUGGUUGUGGCCAACUCUAUAAUUUCUGGAAUCUACAGUUGCAUGGCUUCCAAUAAAGUAGGGACUGUGGAAAGAAACAUAAGCUUUUAUAUCACAGAUGUGCCAAAUGGGUUUCAUGUCAACUUGGAAAAAAUGCCUACGGAAGGAGAGGACCUGAAACUGUCUUGCACAGUUAACAAGUUCUUAUACAGGGACAUUACUUGGAUUUUGCUGCGGACAGUUAAUAACAGAACAAUGCACCACAGUAUUAGCAAGCAAAAAAUGGCCGUCACUAAAGAGUACUCCAUUACUCUUAAUCUUAUCAUCAAGAACGUUUCCCUGGAAGAUUCAGGCACCUAUGCCUGCAGAGCCAGGAACAUAUACACAGGGGAAGAAGUCCUUCAAAAGAAAGAAGUUACAAUUAGAGAUCAGGAAGCACCGUACCUCCUAAGAAACCUCAGUGAUCACACAGUGGCUAUCAGCAGCUCCACCACUUUAGAUUGUCAUGCUAACGGUGUCCCAGAGCCUCAGAUAACUUGGUUUAAAAACAACCACAAAAUACAACAAGAACCCGGAAUUAUUUUAGGACCAGGAAGCAGCACACUGUUUAUUGAAAGAGUCACAGAAGAGGAUGAAGGCAUCUAUCACUGCAAAGCCACCAACCAGAAGGGCUCUGUGGAAAGUUCAGCAUACCUCACUGUGCAAGGAACCUCAGACAAAUCUAAUCUGGAGCUGAUCACUCUGACAUGUACCUGUGUGGCUGCAACCCUCUUCUGGCUCCUAUUAACCCUCUUUAUCCGAAAACUGAAAAGGUCUUCUUCUGAAAUAAAAACUGACUACCUAUCGAUUAUAAUGGACCCAGAUGAAGUUCCCCUGGAUGAACAGUGUGAGCGGCUCCCUUAUGAUGCCAGCAAGUGGGAGUUUGCCCGGGAGAGACUUAAACUGGGAAAAUCACUUGGAAGAGGGGCUUUUGGAAAAGUGGUUCAAGCAUCUGCAUUUGGCAUUAAGAAAUCACCCACAUGCCGGACUGUGGCUGUGAAAAUGCUAAAAGAGGGGGCCACAGCCAGUGAGUACAAAGCUCUGAUGACUGAGCUCAAGAUCUUGACCCACAUUGGCCACCAUCUGAACGUGGUUAACCUGCUGGGAGCCUGCACCAAGCAAGGAGGGCCUCUAAUGGUGAUUGUUGAAUACUGCAAAUAUGGAAAUCUGUCCAACUACCUCAAGAGCAAACGUGACUUAUUCUUUCUUAACAAGGAUGCAGCAUUACAUGUGGAGCCUAAGAAAGAAAAAAUGGAGCCAGACCUGGAGCAUGGCAAGAAACCAAGACUAGAUAGCGUCACCAGCAGUGAGAGCUUUGCGAGCUCCGGGUUUCAGGAAGAUAAAAGUCUGAGUGAUGUUGAGGAAGAGGAGGAUUCUGAUGAUUUCUACAAGCAGCCCAUCACUAUGGAAGAUCUGAUUUCUUACAGUUUUCAAGUGGCCAGAGGCAUGGAGUUUUUGUCUUCCAGAAAGUGCAUUCAUCGGGACUUGGCUGCACGGAACAUUCUUUUAUCUGAGAACAAUGUGGUGAAGAUUUGUGAUUUUGGCCUCGCCCGGGAUAUUUAUAAGAACCCUGAUUAUGUGAGAAAAGGAGAUACUCGACUUCCUCUGAAAUGGAUGGCCCCUGAAUCUAUCUUUGACAAAAUCUACAGCACCAAGAGUGACGUGUGGUCUUAUGGAGUGUUGCUGUGGGAAAUCUUCUCCUUAGGUGGGUCUCCAUACCCAGGAGUGCAAAUGGAUGAAGACUUCUGCAGUCGCCUGAAGGAUGGCAUGAGGAUGAGGGCUCCUGAAUGCGCCACUCCUGAAAUCUAUCAGAUCAUGUUGGACUGCUGGCACAAAGACCCGAAAGAACGGCCAAGAUUUGCAGAACUUGUGGAAAAACUGGGCGAUUUGCUUCAGGCAAAUGUGCAACAGGAUGGUAAAGACUAUAUCCCACUCAAUGCCAUACUGACAGGAAACAGUGGAUUUACAUACUCAACUCCUGCCUUCUCUGAGGACUUCUUCAAGGAAGGUAUUUCAGCUCCGAAGUUUAAUUCAGGAAGCUCUGAUGAUGUCAGAUAUGUAAACGCCUUCAAAUUCAUCAGCUUGGAAAGAAUCAAAACCUUUGAAGAACUUUCACCAAAUGCCACCUCCAUGCUUGAUCAUUACCAGGUGGACAGUUGCAGCCUGCUGGCCUCCCCCUUGCUGAAGCGCUUCACCUGGACUGAGAGUAAACCCAAGGCCUCACUGAAGCUUGAUUUGAGAGUAACCAGUAAAAGUAAGGAGUCAGGGCUUUCCGAGCUCACCAGGCCCAGCUUCUGCCGCUCCAGCUGCGGGCACGUCGACAAAGGCAAGCGCAGGUUUACAUACGACAACUCUGAGCUGGAGAAGAAGAUUUCGUGCUGCUCCCCUCCCCCAGACUACAACUCUGUGGUCUUCUACUCCACUCCGCCUGUCUAAAGUUUGACACACAGCCUUAUUUCUAGAAGCACCUGUGUAUUUAUAACCCCAGAAUACCAGCUUCUGCCAGUAUUAUGCAUAUAAGUUUACACCUUUAUCUUCCCACAGGAGCCAGCUGCUUUUUGAGAUUUUUAAUAGUGCUUUUUUUUUUUGACUAACAAGAAUGUAACCCCAGAUAAGUAGAGCAAUAGUGACAAGUGAAGACCACCACUGCUAAAUCCUCAUAUUACUCACUGUGCUAGAGAAAUCCUUUCUAAGCCCAAUGACUUACCUGCUCCACCCCCCGAGACUCAGGGCACGCAGGACUAGCGUUCAGAAGAUGCAGCACAGACUGCACUGGGCCAGGCAGGGGGCAACGGGCCCUGUAGCUCUAGGGGUCACUAGCUGGCCUAAGCAAUGUCUCAAGAGUCUUUUAGCAGGCAGAAGACAUGUAAGGAGGGAGGGGAAAAAAGGGAGGAAGGAGGGAGAAAAGAGAGAAGACAGGAGAGGGCGCAAGAAAGGCUCUGAGACGGAGCAUACAGGCAGGAGCAGGAGAGGCUCUCGGCAGCGCCGUCUCAGUGGCCGCCCAACCCUGCCCAUUCCACACUGGAGAGCCCAGCCAGGAGCAGACAGGACAGAGAGGAGGGGACAUUUUCUGCCUUCUAAGAGGCAAGUAAAGGACACACAGUUUUUAGAACUAAAGCAAAUCUUAAACUUUACCUGUGGGACUGGUCCUAUGCCCACUUCCGUGGCAUGUUUUGGUUUAUAGCACUGAGGGUGGUGCCCAGCUCUGAGCCUGUACUCUUGGCCCCUCUAGCAAGAUACACUGAAAACUCACCCAGAGCCAGGUUUGUUCAUGGGAAGCUAAGUGGAAUCAGUUUGGUCUGUU
Molecule: messenger RNA, 5164 nt
Organism: Galeopterus variegatus (Sunda flying lemur)
Lineage: Eukaryota; Metazoa; Chordata; Mammalia; Dermoptera; Cynocephalidae
Gene: FLT1
Product: fms-related tyrosine kinase 1
Exons: 30
Coding region: 286-4296 (1336 amino acids)
Biological process (GO): positive regulation of kinase activity; positive regulation of angiogenesis; protein phosphorylation
Cellular component (GO): signaling receptor complex; plasma membrane
Molecular function (GO): ATP binding; vascular endothelial growth factor receptor activity
Source: RefSeq, a predicted model, not a curated record